AUGAUUAUAAUUACAAUUAAAAGAAUAAAAUUUCUGUGUAUCGUUUCAUUUGUUUAUUCGAUCAAACGAUUAACAAAUAAAGCGAUGGCUUCUAUAACAAGCAAUACAAGUCUACGUCCAACUGUUGUAGUUGCAUCUGCGUCGACGUCCAAAGAAUCGUCGCCGACAACAAGUGAUAAAGUUUCAAGAAAAUCGAAAAGUAAUUCGAAAUCAAGCUCCAGAAACCAUGAAGAAAAAUUUCGAAAACACAAAAAGAAGCAACAUAAAUCAAAGAAAAAUCAAAAUGAAAAAAUUAUUGAUCCUCCGCCGCUUCCACCAUCGGAUGAAAAAAUUCAACCGCCACCUCCACCACCGCCACCACCACUACCACCACCACCACCACCUACUUCCAACCUAUACGAUGAUCUCGAUGAUAACAUAACAACCAGUAGUUCAAUUGUAAAAACUAAUCUACCAUUAUCUCAUUCGCCACCACCAGUUAUGCCAACAAUAUUACGUCAAGGUUCUCGUUCUCGUCUAACAGCUAUUGAACAACUUGUACCUUCAUCUAUUGCACGAACAAAUAAUGAUAAUACAAAACUUUCUCCGACAUCAACAACGAAUCCAAAUACUACUGAAGAUUUAGCAAAGAAAAAAUUCGAAGAACAAUUAGCAUUACUUGAUGCCACAUCAUCCAAAUUAAAGAUGAAUACUUCCGAACAAUCGAGUAAUGAAAGUGAAGAAGACGAACAAAUCGAACGCAUAUGUCGAAUGAAUAAUACCGGCAGUAUAGCAGGACCUAUACAAUUUAAAUUUAAUCGUACACAAAAUCUUCCACUUAAAACAUCUCCUGUAUCGAAUGAUAUGGCUAAUAUUGACGAAGAAGCGGUUCCCGUAAUGAAUGCAACAAAGAAAAAACGUUUGCAUAAACCAAAUGAUCCAACGACAAGUUCACAUUCAACAUCGUCGGGUGAUGAAAAUGAGAAAAAGAAGCAGAAAAUAUCAGAAAACGAAACAAUAGAAUCUAUAACAACAGUUGAAUUACCAACAACAACAGCAACAGCAUCAACAACAGUAUCCAUCAUUGUUGAUGAAAAGAUUAAAAGUGAAGAAGUUAAAAAUGAUGAACCUGUUGCUUCGACAACUAAUGAAAAAAAGCUUAGUGAUGAAAAUAAUGAUGAUCAUGGUUCUCGAUCAUCAUCAGCAUCAUCGUCAAGACGAAGACGACGUAGUAGUCGUCGACGUCGUCGUCAUCAUCAUCGUCGUCGUCGGCACUCAUCAUCAUCAACUUCGCGUUCAUCGGAUUCAUCAACAUCGUCCGAUAGUUCACGUUCAUCAAGUCGUUCACAUCGAAGAUAUCGACGUCGACGAACACGUUCAUCUCGUUCAUCAUCCCGUUCUUCAUCGAGUUCAAGUGAUAAUCGUGGUCGUCACAGUAGUCGCAGUAGUCGUCGUUCGUCACGGUCCUAUUCGAGACGUCGUUCAUCGAGUUCAAGAAGUUCUCGUUCAUCAACAUCAUCUCGUAGUUCGCGUAGUCGAUCACGAAGUCACAAUAAAAAAUCAUCGCGACAUUCAAAUCAUAAUCAUCAACAAUCAAAUAAUCAUGGCAAAGGAGGAAGAGGCGGUCCAGCAUCACGUCGUGGUCGCGGAGCUCGAAAUACCCCGCGUACUCUUCGAACACAAUCAAAUGAAAAUCAACGUCGUACAACACCGAAUAAAAAUGGUGCUAAAUAUAAUUUAACAGCAAAUAGUACGACUCGAAAGUUACCCAAUAAUAAACAACCUCGAGUACUGAUUGCUGCAACACCAAAACCUCCAACCAAUGAUGAAAAUCCAGAAGAAACAAUAACAACAUCUACAAUAACGACGAUAGCAACAACAACUGAAGAGAAUAAACCAGAACCCAUCAUUUUAACUAUCAAUCAUAACCAACAACGUGCUGUAGCACAAAAGAAGAAUGUCAAAGGAAAAAAUAAACAACAAACUCCAGCAUAUUCUUUGAAAAAGAAUGAAACUGAUGAUGUCGAUGGUGAUGGAGAACCGAUGAUUGGCCCAAAAUUACCACCAGAAUUCGAAAAAAAAAUAAAUAAAGAACAUUCAUUCACUCCUCCGGAUAUGGAUGAUCCAGAAAAUUUUGAAAUGCUCAAUGAUUUAAAAUAUCGUGCAGAAAUUCAUGCAGCUAAAAACCAUGGUUUAAUUAAUGAAAUGCAAGCACAACAAUUAAUCGAAGAACGUGAAACUCAAAAACAUUUAGCCGAACUUCCACUUAUUCAAAUGCCUAUUAUGUCAUCACCAACUAUUUCUUCAAUGGGCCCAUUUAUUGUUACAACACCAAGUCCAACAUUAGCUACUUAUCAACUUCAAAUGGCACCUGCACCUACUCAACAGAUGCCCACAACUCCUGAAACUCCUACUAUGAGUAUUGAACAACAGCAACAAAUGUCACCGAAUUCAGCAGCAUCAAGUGGUGGUGAAAGUUCGAAUUCAGGUCAAACAACGCCAGGUGGAACAACUAUUCUUACACAAGAUGGCCAACAAAUGAUGAUUCAAACAACAAACAAUGUCGGUCAACAAUUAUUACCUAUGAAUCAACAAGCACAACAAAUAUAUAUGCCUAUGCAAACAGCCGUUCAGCAACCUCGUGUUGUUGCCGUACGAACGCCACAAGGUGGUAUUCAACAUUUUAUUGAAUAUCCAACGGCACAAUUAUUACAAGCCCAACAGCAACAACAGCAGCAACAACAACAACAACCGCAAUUCAUUCAGCAUAAUGGACAACUUGUACAAGUUAUUCGACCACCUGUUGCUUAUUCUUCAGCAGCGCUAAUACAACAAUUACAAUUACAACAACAACAGCAAGUUCUCGCUGCACAAUUGCAAGCUCAGCAAAUAGCUGCUAUGCAACAACAAGGGGGUGCUAUCUUUUUACAAAAUUCAGCUGGACAACUUGUAUUUGCUCAACCAAAUCAACAAGCUGUGCGAGUUGUUCAACUUCCUUAUGUACCCAAAUGA
Messenger RNA from Rotaria socialis, 2991 nucleotides. The record is from the annotation of a GenBank genome assembly. NCBI's taxonomy places the organism in Eukaryota, Metazoa, Rotifera, Eurotatoria, Philodinida, Philodinidae.